UUUAUUUUUUGAAGAUGGACCUGCUGUGGAGUUUGCUAUCGAUUGCAUGUUUAUUCCUACAACUUGAAGGAUACACCAUGGUGCUCAAACCUAACGUUGUUGUUGUGGAUGUUGACAUGACACCCAACACACCCAGCCAAUGCAGAAAUGUGACACUCCAAUGUGGGGAACAAGACCCCAGUGUGUACUGGCAGAGGAAGAAACAGAAGAUAGGGAAGGGGAGUGAGCUAACCAUUUGCGUGGAGGAUUUCCCAGAUGCUGGGAACUUCACCUGUCACAAUGAUAAUGGAGACAUUCUCAACCACACCCUAGUGUUAAUUCAAGUGACAAAAAAUGACAGAGGAGAGCAUCCCAAACAAAUACUUCAAGAAAUCUCUGAUCAAAUGUAUAUUAAAUGUGAAACAAAAAACUACUCUGGUGUAUUUGAGUGCUCGUGGAAUCUAAAUGUGAAUCCCAACACUGUCCAGAUUUUAGCUGAAGCUUAUCGGCCAAAUUCCAGCAUCUCCUGCACUGUUCAUGAUCAGGACAAAUCCAGGGCUAUCUGUCAUGAAUUGACAUAUUGCCCAUUCCAAGAAGAGCAGGAGAAAGUACAAGUUCAUUUGUAUGCAAUCGAUGGGCCACGCUUUGAAAGCUACUCCAAUCAGUUCUUCCUUGCAGAUAUUGUGACACCAGAGAAGAUACCAAUUCACAAGAAAGACGAGGGAGACAAGAAGGUUAUCGUGUCCUGGGAGUACCCCAACUCCUGGGAUAAACCACAUUCCUACUUCCCUUUGAAGUUUGAAGUUAAAGUACUCAAAAACAAAAACAACUGCAACCAUGAAGUGCGUUCGAACCAGCUCACAUGUAAUCACAAGGUGCCAUACAAGGGCUCCUUUCAUUGCUUCACUGAAGAGAGAAGCCUGCGGUUCAACCAUAGCACCAAGAAGUACAUUUUCUGUUUAAGAGCUAAAGACAUGUACAGCGACUCUCCCUGGAGUGAAUGGAGUGAAAUAGUCCUUCGUGAUCCUGGGCAGCAGUGCUGGUUGAAGGAUUAUUAUUAUUCUUUGUGUUCUCUGAAGCACCAUUACUCCCUAUGUCAUGUCACAAAGACGCUGGCUUCACCCACUAUAAGCACACACUUAUUACUGCUUGCAUAACUUUAUAUGCUGUAAACAAAUUGCACACACAUUAUGGACACAUGCUUUUACAAGCACA
This is a messenger RNA of Polyodon spathula (Mississippi paddlefish), 1194 nucleotides long. RefSeq names its product interleukin-12 subunit beta-like. The record is from RefSeq and is a predicted model, not a curated record. NCBI's taxonomy places the organism in Eukaryota, Metazoa, Chordata, Actinopteri, Acipenseriformes, Polyodontidae. The coding region runs from base 15 to 1136 and encodes 373 amino acids. Gene Ontology annotation, molecular function: protein binding. The transcript has 7 exons.